AGUUCCCAUUCGAAUUUUGGAGCUUUGGCAUCGUAGGCAGUGUAGGUACCGCGAAAACCUACAUAGAUCAUGUGCUUCCUUUCGGUCGUGCUGGUGGUCUGUCUGUCCAUCCUUAUGGACUUUCGACACUGCUCUCUGGCGGGCAUAAUGCCGCCGCCAUCGUCGCCAGCGCAGUUGCCCACGCCCCACACAUUCCGGUUCCAGAAACCGCUGCAGUGCCUCAAGAACGAGUUCUACAACCUCAACCUCUUUGACUGUGUGCCGUGCAACGAGGCGGGGGAGCCAGGAAAACUGCAGCCCGACAAGUUCGCCUGCAAGUGCCCUGCAGGACAUAUAGCCAUCUAUGAGCGCGGCAAGACCUGGCCCAUCUGCGACGAGAUAUGCUCCACAUCGCCGGAUCGCACCGAGAACUGCACAUCGGUGUGGCUGCCCCAGCCUAAGCCUGGCUCGCACUGCAGCAUGCAGUACCUCAAUUCGACGUCGGUCUUUGCCAGCCAACUGCCAGUUCAUCCGCUGAUCUCUGGCAUCAUUUUGACCAAAACGAAUCCGGCUAGCAACAGCAGCGACUGCCAGAGCUGCGAUCAGACAUACAAUUUCCGAUAUCAGGACUACUGUCUGGCCGAUGGCCUGCUGCGCCCCUACCUCCACUACAAUGCCUUCUGGCAGGCCACAACCAGCCCGAGGCAGAGUUCGAGUGGAGCCACCGCCACCCACUUCGGAGAGCUGAAGUUCGUGGCCUUCUUCUGCCUGACCCUGAGGAACGACACUGCCUGCCAGCAGUUGGCCAAUCUGUGCGUGCUCUCGCACUACUCCCUCGAAAAACACUCGCCGUGCAGCGCCUUUCUGCUCACGCAGGUGUCGGAUGUCGUGAUGAAGUAUGCCCAUUCCGGGGAGCAGGUUCGCUCGCUUCAGCCGUUUCUCUUCUACAAAAAGGGCAAGACCACCAAGGACCUGCUCUCGAAGACACUCCAGCUGGCGGACCGCAAGCAGCUGCAGCUUUUCAGCACCAGCUUUGGCCUGGAGGGCAGCCUGAAACGCUGGGGACCAUUCACACUGGACAUGGCUAAUCUUUGCCAGCAGCCGGCUCCGUCUCUGCGACUUGGCCUUCCCCCAGACGAAGCGGAGGUGUCUUGUCAACUCUCUCUGGAGCGGAUCAUAGAUUUGGCCAGCCAGCAGGCCAACGAUAAUUACCUCACGCUCUUCCUCAACUUCAGCAGCAACUGGCAGUUCCUGCUGCACCAGCUGCCCGUGCUCAUCGAGACCCUGACGCCAGAGAACCAGCGGCCGCAGCAGGAGGAGUGGCAGCUGGUGAAACGAUUCCAACUUAUUGCCGCCUUGCCCAGGGACAGCCGCCAUCAUCAAACAGUGCCGCACUACGAGGAUGGCCACAAGCUGCAGAUGUAUCGCUCGCUGCGCUACAUCGAGGAUCUGGAACUGCACUACACGCUGGACGAGAGCCACAGGGAUCGUGUGGGACUGCCUCUGAUCCGUCUCCGCUAUCGCCACAUUGAGUUGACGGGAAAUGCCUCGCUCGCCCAGCCCUAUCCAUUCCGGCUGCGUGUUACCUACCAGAAAAUGUCGCGAGGAUGGGACUGGCUCAUCCUGAAAGUGGCUCUGCCACUGCUUCUUCUCGUGGCCUUCUCGGCGGCGGCCUUCCGCUUGCAGAACCUGCGACGCAGACGACACGCGGAGCUCUGUCAGACCAGCAGCCUGUUGGAAUUUCUGCUCCAACUGGCGAGCAAUGUGGCAUACGCCCUUUUGGCCACAGCUCUGCUGCUCCUGGCCCUACACGCCUCCAGCCCCCACGUGCUCAGGCCUCUGAUCUAUUCCGCCUGUCUGCUGCAGCUGAUUUUCCUGGGUGUGCACCUGUGGCGAUCCAGCCAGCUGGAGCUCUUCCUCAUCGACUGGGAGCGGCCGCGUAGCAGCUGCGAGGGCCAGCGUCUGAACCUGGACAGCUCCUCGCUCUGCUCCAGCGUGCGCACAUACGUGGCCGAGAGCAGUGUGUCCGCCUGGCGCAUUCUGUUUACGGCCAAUGCUUGGAUACGCCUCAGUGUGGCCCAGAAAUACUCCACCCUGGGACAGGUUUUCAUACUGGUGGCUGUGUACCAGCUCCUGGAGCGGUACACACAUGGCGAUGUGGGUCUGCGCUGCUGCCUAAUCUCGGCCAGCUACAUAGUCACCUAUCUGCUACAAAUAAUGGGCCAUCGUCUGCUUACCGCCAAUCCCCUGCAGAAGUUUAUUGAUCUGUGCAGCUUGGCCAACAUUUCGUUGUUCUCGCUGCUGGAGCCUGGCUUUGGUUACUACAUCCAUGGCAGAUCGCCGCAUGGCUUUGCGGACACGGACAUGUCUUCCAUGAUACUGCAGCUGCAGAAGACACAGAACAUGUCUGGGCGUCGUGGCCUGCUCAUGGACUCGGACAAGCAGGCCUACAUCAUUCUGCCGCCAAGAAAUUUGCACAUCUACCUGGAGCGCCUGCUGCUGCCCUUUCAGCGGAGUGUCACUGGCAGCCUGUCACAGACGCUGCUCUACCAGAAGGACAUAAUUCCCAGCAUCGAUGGCCAGAUAGAGCGCACAUCCAUAGCCUAUGCGAGCGUGAAUCGUUUCUUCUGCGCCUUCAUUGAUCAUGCCAUCAAGGACAUGGACUACAUUAUCAAGGAGAAGUCGCUGGUGGAAAAGUUGUUCAACUGCGAAAUCGACAACUACAUUACGGAGAACAAGGGAACCUUCUACAUUGACGACUCGCAGAGCUUCGCUCGUGUCCUGCUGCUGGGCAACCAUGUGAAUAUCUUUGUGCUAGAGAUCCUGCUGCUGCUAUCCAUCUUCCUGCUGAUUUCCAAUCUGCUGAUUGCCGGCGCUCUGGCUUGUGUCUUCAAUAUGCUGCUGCGACACAUCUUUCGCGUUUGGGUGCGUCGCAAUGUCUCACGCAAGACACUCAUCGAUGAGCGGUUCCUGUUGUAGCGCCAGUCGGAGGAGCAGCAACUGCAUGAGGAUGGAUUCUUUGCCAUUUAGAAACACCAGCCACAUACAUGUGUAUGUUUUUUUUUCCAUUUGUUUUUUUUUAUUUUAUAAUCCACUCGAUAGUAAGUAGUAGUACACAUCCAUAUACAGUGAUUAAACGUUAGUUAUCGUUACCAUAAAACUUAUGUAUCUAAAACAAAUAAAAUAAUUUCCAUAGUUUCUUUCACAAUCAACAUACAAACACAUACAUACGCCUAUGCUACGCACAAUCUCUACAUAUGUAGUAUAUACCUAUCUUUUUGCUCGCUUUACAUACUCGUAAGUAUCAUUAUUAGUUGAUUCAUUUUUUUGUAUGGAUCUUUGUUAUAGGAUUUAUAAUUUCAUUUCAUUUCAUUUAUAACUGAAGGGUUUUGCCCACAUGCUUAUUUCAUCUAUGUGGCAUCGAUAGGAGUAGCAGCCACAUCAUCAUACAUAUUUAUCAUUUAGUUUAAGUGUAUGUAUAUCUUUCUGUUUUGUGUGUGUGUUUGUUUAAGAAAAUAUUGACCAUAGGGUAUUUUGAGGUGUCUGUUUUUAGUUUUAGUUUGAGUUUUCUUUCGAUCCGCUUAUAUGUAUGAAUAUAUGAAAACUUGUCUCUGUUUUGGAUCUGUUUUGUGAUCAAAGGUUAUAUGUACAUCACUGUCGAGAGGUAUCAUUUUGUGUAUGCAGUGCAUUGCGUAGUUGUGUCUCCGUCUAUGAUUGGCGGCCAGAUCGAUAGUUAAGAAUUACUUUAAUCAUUUAAUCGUACUUGCUAAAAACGUCAAACGUACAACAUUCAAACAUCUAUGUAUUUACUGUUGCUUAUUCGGUAGUUAAGGGGUUUGAUUUAUUUGCAAAACUUGGCCAGAAUGCAGCCAAACUUAAUUACGAGUGUCUUCUUAUACGGUAUACAGAAUGUAUGAUGUUCUUAGGGCUUGGGACAUUAGAUCCUACUGAUGUAUGUGGGGUUGUGUUAUCGCGGUGUCAAUGGUUAUCAUACACAUAUGUAUAUGUAGUAUCAAAUUCGAAAUGAUUUAGAUGUGCUUUUUGUGAGGUUCUAACAUAAUUAUAAUGAUGAUAAUAAUUAUAGUAAAUAGUAAUUUAAUUGAUUUUAGUAAAUAAUUUGUUAAUUUGUUCAUCUUAUUGUUUUUUCGCUAUCACAAAAGUAAAUACAACUCCAACAGAGAUAAUAAUGCAAAACGGGGUAUUCGGGUCGUCUAUCAAAUCUAUCAAAUAAAGAUGAAAGAUGAUGAUUUCACUCUUACUUGGAAUUCACUUAAACAUUAUAUCUAGUUUUAAUCUCUUACACAUACAUGGGUAUACAUAUUUCAAUCAUCAUUUCGUCUUUAAAUUAAAGUUUUAUGUAUAAUCAACACUUAGAUUAUAAUUAUUUAUUUAUUUAUUUAUGUA
Messenger RNA from Drosophila obscura, 4383 nucleotides. Its product is annotated as meckelin. Gene Ontology annotation, biological process: cilium assembly. NCBI's taxonomy places the organism in Eukaryota, Metazoa, Arthropoda, Insecta, Diptera, Drosophilidae. The record is from RefSeq and is a predicted model, not a curated record. Gene Ontology annotation, cellular component: MKS complex; ciliary transition zone.